Messenger RNA from Mycosarcoma maydis (corn smut), 630 nucleotides. RefSeq lists its product as uncharacterized. Gene Ontology annotation, cellular component: mitochondrial outer membrane. Lineage: Eukaryota; Fungi; Basidiomycota; Ustilaginomycetes; Ustilaginales. The record is from RefSeq and is a predicted model, not a curated record. The coding region runs from base 1 to 630 and encodes 209 amino acids. The transcript has a single exon. Gene Ontology annotation, biological process: mitochondrial outer membrane translocase complex assembly; protein insertion into mitochondrial outer membrane.
AUGUCUACACACGAACACAAGCAUGCGCCUCGAACGGCAGCCACCGGUGGAAACGAGGCGAUUCCAACCGUCUCUGCAACUGGAAUGCCGAGAAUCAUCCCGCGCCACAAAGACAGACGAAGCUCGUCGGAGCAACAAGAUAUUGACGAGAAAGAGGGUUUGGCACCCACAGAAUUGCAAGACGCAGCACAGGAUUCGGACGCUUUCGACUCGGACAGCGACGAGCCGGAAGGGCAACAGCCGAGACCCAGUUACCCACCCACUGGAUCACUGACACUAGCAGCUUUCAACCCGUACUCUUCGAUCCCUCUCUCGCGUCGAAUGGCGCUCAUCUCUGGAUCCAUCUUCAUCAAUCUUGGUCUGCCUUUCCUCAACGGUGUCAUGCUGGGUUUUGGCGAGAUCUUUGCCAGAGUCGUCGUUGCUCCGGCGUUGGGAAUCACUGGCGUUGGAUGGGCCGGUGAAACAGCCAGAGCAGUUGCGAAUUGGAGCAAUUGGGGCAAAACACGAUCAUCAACACAAGGCGAAAAGCGCUGGUCAGGCGAUCUGGCUCAACAGCGUCAGCCGGGCGACUUUGACGAUUGGUCUGCAACCAACGAUGGCGUUGCAUCCGGACCUCGUAUUGAGGUGUGA